UCAUAUAUGGUAUUGUGUUAGCGUCCGGAAACUACAUAGAGUCUAUAAUGGAUACAGAAAGUUUAUAAUGGACGAAUGAAACUUGUGUGGCAUUGUGGGGCAAGUGUAUUGUAGUGAUGGAGUCAGCCUGGAUGACAAUAACAGUGAUCUGCAUCAUAACUUACAACUUCAAAGUAACAGAUUCAGCGUCCACUCGUCUCGCCUGUGAUGGGGAUUAUCUCUCUUUAGCUUGUUCCGACGGUCUUUCGAUACAUAUCCUUGAUGCCAAUUUCGGUCGAACGGAAGUGGCGCCAUGUGCCGGGAACACGUCUGUGACGAACUGUAUGAUGCCGGGCACUCAAGAUAUCAUCAUAGAAUUCUGUGAGACAUCAUAUACCUGUAAGAUCCUGUCAUCAUCUACCGUCUUCGACGAUCCUUGUCCAAACGUUACAAAGUACCUCAAUGUCACAUUCGAGUGUGUAGGGGGGACUACAAAAGAAACCAUCAGAAUACCAGAUCUCACCACAACACCGGAUGUAACGUCUGUUCCUACGCCAUGGAGUGUUAUUAACACAGACAUAUCUCUGCCAGCUACCCAGGAUGCUUCGCAAGGCCAAACAACAUGUUCUUGUGCCGAGUGUUGGAAACAGUCUAGAAAUCAGCUGUCUUCAGUAGAUCUGACAGCUAAUCCAGAGAUAGUAAAGCAACUAACCAAGAAUAUCACCGCGGAAUUGAGGAUAGAUAAAAAGACAUUGUCUUCCACCAAGAGACGGACGACAUCCGUUCGAGACGACAGGAUUAGCGCCACCUUCAUGGGGUACAUAGGCGUCGGAGUUCUGACCGUCGUAUUCGGACUAAUUGUCUUCACUGAUGUCGUCAACAUUGUAAUUCCGUGUGUCCUUGGCCAGCGGACUCUACUAUACGAACGCGACAUCUAGUUAUCAACCUCAUUAUACCCAAUAUAUUCGUCGGUUGGCAAUUGUCAUACAGUGUGUCAUUGGAUUGCUGACUAUUGUCAUACCGUGUGUCCUUGGGAGCUGACUAAUGCCAUACCGUGUGUCCUUGGAGAGCUGGCUGAUGCCAUACAGUGUGUCUUUGGAUUGCUGACUAUUGUCAUGCCGUGUGUCCUUUGGGAGCUGACUAAUGCCAUACCUGUCCUUGGAGAGCUGACUAAUGCCAUACCGUGUGUCCUUGGAGAGCUGACCAAUGCCAUACCUGUCCUUGGAGAGCUGAUUAAUGCCAUACCGUGUGUCCUUUGGGAGCUGACUAAUGCCAUACCGUGUGUCCUUGGAGAGCUGACUAAUGCCAUACCGUGUGUCCUUGGAGAGCUGACCAAUGCCAUACCUGUCCUUGGAGAGCUGACUAAUGCCAUACCGUGUGUCCUUGGAGAGCUGACUAAUGCCAUACCGUGUGUCCUUGGAGAGCUGACUGAUGCCAUACAGUGUGUCUUUGGAUUGCUGACUAUUGUCAUACCGUGUGUCCUCGGGUUGCUGACUAUUGUCAUUGUCAUACAAUAGUGUUUCGAAAAUGUUUGCCUGUAAACUGUGCAAUAUAUUGAAUCUUCAUCCUUUCGAUACUUGUGCAUAAAAAUUGUACCUAGCGCCGCAGGUAUAGGAUCGUAAAAGACAUCUAAGUCUGUAAACAGUAUAUCUCUUCGUCUCGAACGACAUUGACUCACACUUGAUACUUGAGCAACGCGUUCUUCAUGUGCUGAUGGCUAUGGAUUAUGUAACCAUGCCGGUAUAUACCUGUCAAACCUCUCUGAAAAACGACUUAAUAUCCGGCUAGAUGUUUAACGCAAGGACACGUAACUUGCCAAAUCCUUUGUCAGUGGAAGAGUUCAGCAGAGUAAAAUCGAAAUAUAAAAGUUUCGUUACUUUAUUCAAGUAGGCACACUCUAAGACCUAAAUGUGUUCAUGCUAAACUUUCCCCCAAAAGACGCUUUGUUUUGUGUAAAUAUGAACAAUAAAAAUAGGCAUAUUAUCAUAUAUACGAGUGUUUAAAGACUCUUAAAAAGGCCUAAACCUUUUCAGAACGUUCUUGAAGAAUUAAUGUUAGUUUUUUGUAUUUGUUUGUUGUUGUUAUUUUUAUAAGUUUUAGUGUUAAUCAACAAGUGGUUGUAUAUAAGGUGUAUCUAGAGAAUUCAUGAAAGGAGAUGCUUGGAGAAUGUACUUAAAGGAUUUGGUAGUAUAGUACAUUCAGAACUGGUUUACAAUUGUCAAGGAGAGCUAUAUGAAUUAUGUUAGAUUAUUAAUUGCCAUGAGCUGUGAAAUGUUGAAAUAAUUCUUCAUUCUGGAGAAACGGAUGGGGAAGGACUACUCAAGGUCAGCUGUUAUACUAUAAGUAAUUGACAAUGUUGAUUUAAUACACCACCUUGCACACCACUUAAAUACAAUUGUGAAUGAUCUCUGUAACUUGCUUAGCUUUGAAUAUAUCAUAAUAUUGUGUUUUGAACUUAGUCCUGGUUUUCAUCAUUCUGUUAUUAUCACGUAACAAUAUUGUCUUGAGGUAUAAAUAUUUCUGUAUGUUUUUUCAU
Messenger RNA from Pecten maximus, 2515 nucleotides. RefSeq lists its product as uncharacterized. The transcript has 3 exons. The record is from RefSeq and is a predicted model, not a curated record. The coding region runs from base 117 to 917 and encodes 266 amino acids. Gene Ontology annotation, molecular function: carbohydrate binding. Lineage: Eukaryota; Metazoa; Mollusca; Bivalvia; Pectinida; Pectinidae.